Molecule: messenger RNA, 2564 nt
Organism: Acipenser ruthenus (sterlet)
Lineage: Eukaryota; Metazoa; Chordata; Actinopteri; Acipenseriformes; Acipenseridae
Product: T-complex protein 1 subunit eta-like
Exons: 12
Coding region: 136-1776 (546 amino acids)
Biological process (GO): protein folding
Cellular component (GO): chaperonin-containing T-complex
Molecular function (GO): ATP binding; ATP-dependent protein folding chaperone; ATP hydrolysis activity
Source: RefSeq, a predicted model, not a curated record
GGCUUUCAAAACCCCGCCCGAAUCACAAUUAACCCCGCCCACACACCGCGAAACCACGCCCUUUGCCAGAAGCUUCUCAGGCGCGGUGCAGUGUGGGAUUUCCUGACCGGCUUCUUCUGCGAUAGACGUGCAAGGAUGAUGCCCACACAGAUUAUCCUGUUGAAGGAGGGGACUGACUCCUCCCAAGGUGUCCCCCAGCUUGUCAGCAACAUCAAUGCCUGUCAGGUGAUCGCUGAGGCCGUCCGCACCACCCUGGGCCCGCGAGGCAUGGACAAGCUCAUGGUCGACAGCAGAGGUAAAGCUACAAUCUCGAAUGAUGGUGCCACCAUCCUGAAGCUUCUAGAUGUUGUGCACCCAGCUGCUAAAACUCUAGUGGACAUUGCCAAGUCCCAGGAUGCAGAGGUCGGUGAUGGUACCACAUCUGUGACCCUGUUGGCUGCCGAGUUCCUGAAACAGCUGAAGCCAUAUGUGGAGGAGGGGCUUCACCCCCAGACCAUCAUCCGUGCUUUCCGUACAGCCACACAGCUGGCUGUGAAAAAGAUCAAUGAAAUUGCUGUUGCUGUGAAAAAGGGUGAUAAGGAGGAGCAGAAGAGCCUGCUGGUGAAGUGUGCUUCCACAGCCCUUAACUCCAAGCUGAUUGCUGUGCAGAAGGAGUUCUUCUCCAUGAUGGUGGUGGAUGCAGUGAUGAUGCUAGAUGAUCUGUUGCCUCUUAAAAUGAUUGGCAUGAAGAAAGUCCAGGGAGGCGCCCUUGAGGACUCCCAGCUGGUGGCAGGCGUUGCCUUCAAGAAGACCUUCUCCUACGCUGGGUUUGAGAUGCAGCCGAAGAAGUACGAGAACCCAAAGAUCGCCCUCCUGAAUGUGGAGCUUGAGCUUAAGGCUGAGAAGGAGAACGCUGAAGUGAGGGUGAAGUCUGUAGAGGAUUACCAAGCCAUUGUGGAUGCAGAGUGGAAUAUCCUCUAUGACAAGCUGGAGAAGAUCUACAAAUCGGGAGCCAAAGUUGUGCUGUCCAAGCUUCCUAUUGGAGAUGUGGCCACCCAGUUCUUUGCUGACAGGGACCUGUUCUGUGCUGGCAGAGUCCAGGAGGAGGACCUCAAGAGGACCAUGAUGGCUUGUGGUGGUUCCAUCCAGACCAGUGUGGGGUCUCUCACAGAUGACGUGCUGGGACAGUGCGCUCUCUUUGAGGAGGUCCAGGUUGGAGGGGAAAGGUAUAACUUUUUCAAAGGCUGCCCUAAGGCCAAGACAUGCACCAUUAUCCUGAGAGGAGGGGCUGAGCAGUUCAUGGAGGAGACGGAGCGGUCGCUGCACGAUGCCAUCAUGAUCGUCAGGAGAGCCAUCAAGAAUGAUUCUGUUGUGGCGGGAGGUGGUGCCAUUGAGAUGGAGCUGUCCAAGUACCUGCGGGACUAUUCCAGGACCAUCCCAGGCAAGCAGCAGCUGCUGAUCGGUGCCUACGCCAAAGCACUGGAGAUCAUCCCCCGCCAGCUCUGUGACAACGCUGGCUUCGACGCCACCAACAUCCUCAACAAGCUCCGGGCCAAGCACGCCCAGGGCGGUAUGUGGUAUGGUGUGGAUGUGAACAACGAAGACAUUGCUGACAACUACAAAGCCUGUGUCUGGGAGCCAUCCAUCGUCCGAAUCAACGCUCUCACUGCAGCCUCGGAGGCUGCCUGCCUCAUCCUGUCUGUCGAUGAAACCAUCAAGAACCCGCGCUCCACUAUGGACGGGCCCCCUGGAGGGCAAGGCAGGGGCAGAGGCCGCGGCAGGCCGCACGCCCACUAGAGAGUGCCGGUUGGCUGUUUCAGACAGUCACAGGACGAGCUCGUAGAGUAGUUCUUGGGCCAGUCUGGAAGGCGUGUUGCCCCCUCCCCCCCUCACUUCCAAUACGAUUUGGCACGGUUUAGAUGCAUUGAUGACAUGCAAGCCUUAAAAUAAAUUUAUCUUUGAUUAUUUUGGUUUCUGUGUUUGAAUAUUAGCACAAGUUAAAAGCUUUAAUGUAGGGUUAAAAUACGAAAAUGUUAACUAAAAUAAACACUUUUCUGUCACGAUGCCAUGUUAAUUGCCCUAUUGACCAAAGCAAGUUAUUGUGGAACAGUCUCUUUUUUUAAAUUACAGGGUUAGCUGGCUCACAUUGCACCUUUUCUAUAGCAGUUUUUGUUUGCUAUAGUUGUAUCAUUCUGGGACAGUGUUCUUCAGGUGGAUGUGGAGGUUUUCCUGUUCUAGCAUAUUCCAUCUUGGCAGCUUUAGAUUCAAGUAGGAGAGCAGAAACUGCUCUAUUGUGGUACUGCCGUGGUGUCUGUAUCUGCUCAUCGACUGGCUGAAUUGCAGAUUGAUGAAUUAGGUACCCAGUCUUGGAUAAAAGUCUUGCCUUGCUGUCUUUUUACAAGUCUAAUCGGAUUGCCAAUCUAACAAACCAACCAACAUAAGCACUCUUGCAGUUUGGGGGGAGGGUGUAUUUCUGUGGAUGUUCUGCUGGUCACUUGGGUGUUUUGCUGUAAGCCACUUCUGUUUUUGUAACUAUUUAUUUUUUGUUUUGCAAAAAUGACAAGUAAACCCCAAUUGGCAAAAUA